Molecule: messenger RNA, 1455 nt
Organism: Limanda limanda (common dab)
Lineage: Eukaryota; Metazoa; Chordata; Actinopteri; Pleuronectiformes; Pleuronectidae
Gene: b3galt4
Product: UDP-Gal:betaGlcNAc beta 1,3-galactosyltransferase, polypeptide 4
Exons: 1
Coding region: 179-1294 (371 amino acids)
Cellular component (GO): membrane
Molecular function (GO): N-acetyl-beta-D-glucosaminide beta-(1,3)-galactosyltransferase activity
Source: RefSeq, a predicted model, not a curated record
CUCCUCCUGCUGCUGCUGCUGCUCUGGAUUCAUUCUGAGCAAAGAACCCGAUAGCGGAGGAGAUGCGCAACUACGCAAUGACUGGCGACAGUGGCGAGUGCUUCUAGGGAGACAAGACAAGGGAGAGGCGUGGGGGGUGCUGCAGCAGCCAUCCCGGUCUCCAGAGCUGAGGUCGGUCAUGGUGGGACGGGGACUCUGGGUGUGUAAAGCCCGGUUAGGGAAGCGAGGGAGCCGGCUCGGGGUGCUGCCCUUCCUGUGCGCUGCAGCGGCGUGCGCGGCGCUGCUGGCCCUGCUCUUCGUGGACCUCAUCGAGUCCUGGGUCACCUCCAGGAACAUGAACACCGAGGUGGAGCAGCACGCCGGCAUCCUGCCCCUGCAGAGCAUCCCCCCCGCCAGACCCGAGGAGUUCCUGCUCAUGCCCAGCCCGCUCGUGUGCCAGCGGGCCAAGCCCUACCUCAUCACCAUGGUCACCUCGGCCCCCGCCAACCAGAGGGCCCGCCAGGCCAUCCGGGACACCUGGGGAGGGGAGGUGGAGGUCAGGGGCCUAAGGGUCAUGACCCUCUUCAUGGUGGGCGUUGCGUCAGGCCCAGGACUGGCCAAGCUGCUGAUAGAGGAGGCCAGGGAGCGAGGGGAUCUGGUCCAGGGCCGGUUUAUGGACACCUACUCCAACCUCACCCUGAAGACCCUGUCCAUGCUGAGCUGGGCCCGCAGGUUCUGCCCUCAGGCCCACUUCAUGGCCAAAGUGGACGAUGAUGUUCUCUUCAAUCCCAGCGCCCUCCUGCACUUCCUGAACAAGAGCCGUAACCCCUAUGAACAAGGAGACCUGUACCUUGGCAGGGUGCAUCUCCAUGUGGCCCCAGACCGGGAUCCAGACAGCAAGCACUACCUCCCUUCAGGUGCCUAUCCUCCCACUGUCUUCCCAGACUAUUGCAGUGGCACGGCCUACGUUCUGUCCCGCUCUGCAUUGCUCAAAAUCUCCAUGGCAGCCUCUGCUUCACCUCUAUCCACACCUCUGCCCCCUGAGGAUGUGUUUGUGGGUCUAUGUGCCCGGACUGCUGGCGUGCUACCCUCACAUUGCCCUCUCUUCUCUGGAGGUCCAGGCGUUCCCUAUGGGCGCUGCUGUUACCAGGCCAUGGUGUCCAUCCACCACAUCCCACCCAGGGAGAUGCUGCAAUUCUGGGCCGACGUUCACUCAUCUGCUCCCUGCACUUGGCUGAGUCUUCGUGCUUCACUGGGGAUGUGCAAAAUCAGGGCGAUGCUGGGGUCGGCUCUGGGGCUGGAGCAGGGGCUGUAAGGGGAACCCGAGCAGGAGAACAGGAACCAGUGGGGCUGUGCCUCGCUUCCAUGCUGUGAACAGCACAAGUGCUCUUCCUAUUGUGAAGCUGCACUAUGUGUGCACUGAAAAAAAUGGCGGUUUAUUUUUUAUAGCUUUAUUUUUUUAAACACUAUUUAACA